This is a messenger RNA of Fusarium poae, 2268 nucleotides long. RefSeq lists its product as uncharacterized. The coding region runs from base 1 to 2268 and encodes 755 amino acids. Gene Ontology annotation, biological process: eisosome assembly. NCBI's taxonomy places the organism in Eukaryota, Fungi, Ascomycota, Sordariomycetes, Hypocreales, Nectriaceae. The record is from RefSeq and is a predicted model, not a curated record. The transcript has 3 exons.
AUGAUCCAUUCACAAUCUGCAGCGGCUCCAGGAGCCAACAACUCGGGUCGUCUCAAAUACGCAGAGCCCCGAGAUCUUCCUAGUUAUCCGUCUGCUGGUCUUCGUCCCGACGGUGCUGCUGCGAGUGCUGCCGCUUCUCUCGGAUGGUCUAAUCAAAAGCCCAUCGAACUCUGGAAACCCGACAAGACGUCAUCGGCAUCCGCAGCUGCCGCUUUGGCAAAGAAUUACAAGAUGGCGCCAUCGUGGGAACCAACAUCCAACUCCGACGGCCACAAAGCCGCACUUCUAGCUGUUGGCUCAGCCAACGCUGCAUUGAGCCAUACACCAAGCCAUCAAAAGACACAUGAAGGUUGGGGAAAUUCUGCUGCUACUCAAGCCGUGGGCUCUGCCACAGCUGCACUGAAUCGAGCAUCAAGCCAACAGAAAGCCCAUGAAGGAUGGGGAAACUCAGCCGCUACUCAAGCAUUCAACACAAACCGAACAAACUCUAUGCGACAGGCUAAUCUAACGUCACCCAACACUUCACUGCAAGGGCAAAAGUCUCUUGCUGCAGCGAAAGGAGCCAUGUCGACUACAAGACGACGAGCCAAAUCUACACCUUCAGCUCCAGACAGCCUUACCACAUCAUCUCCACAGCCCAAUAAACGACCCGAUGCCCUCAGCGGGGCCACCCUUGCGCAUAAGGCAAGCAUGAAGCCCAAGUCAGCAACCGGGAACGCAGGUGCUGUGCCGGUCACUACCAUGACCCGCAACAUGUUCACGUCGAACCCUCCGGUCAAACCAGAGGUGGAUGAACGACAGAAUAAUGAGCAGCUUCAUGCAUCGGCGGUUGCAAUGGCCCGAAAGAUGUACCUCUCUCAGCAAAAGAUAAUUGACGAGGCCAAAGAAAACCAAGGACGAGACUCCGAUAUAGCGCAGCCGAAACCAUACGUCAAUCUUCAAGAUGCUGCAUACAAGCAAGCCCAAGAACGAUUGGCCAAACUCGAACAAGAACACCAGAAGAACCGAGACUUCCAAUCUUACUAUGGAAAUGAUUCAGCAUCUCCAAAGCGGCGGUUCACGUUGACAAAGCUCCGCCGUCGAUCUUCCAGUGACGGCGAUAUCAACGACCGUCAACAGUCCGAGAAAAUCCGGCAACAAAUGUCACUCUUCUCCAACAAGCUGACAGAGGUUGACCAAAAAAAGCGUCAAGAUGACCGUAACGCACUGCUGGCUGCAGCGCAGCGUAACGUCAAGGCUCGACUACAGGGAAUGGAUGAAAAGGUGUAUAAUGAGACUGGUCAAGUGAAUCCUACCUUAAUGAGUGAGUGGGAGGUCAAGGCCCAUCGGAUGGCGAAUGCUAGCCACGAAGCUCGCAACGAGAACAAGGGUAAAAUUGACAUUGGAGGUGGAAAAUUCAUGGAUCCUCAUGAUGUAGACGCCAUUGCAGCCAAGAGGAUGCAGCCUAUUUUGGACGACAUCAACGAGAAGGCCGAAAUUGAGCGAGAGCGCCUUGCUACGCUCAAGAUGGAAGAGGAAGCCAAGAAAGCUGAACAGGAGAAGCAAAAGGCGCGUGAGCGUGAGGUCAGAGAAAUCAACAAGAAGCUCAAGGAUCAAGAAAAGCAGGAGCACAAGGCAAAGAAGGCCGAGGAGAAGGCUGCCAGAGCGGAGGAGAGGCGCCAAGCCAAGGAAGAGAAGCCCAAUGCCAAAGGUGACACAGCGAUUUCUGGCGAGGAAGCGGUUGACGACGGCGAAAGCACCCGAAGCGAUGAUGCUGCCUCAUCCCCUAUUACAGCAGCAGCGCCUGGUUCGACUGAACAGGAUGCACCAGCAACUAUUGACACAGAGAUGGGCAGCACCGAAAGGGGCCGAAGAAAGCCCAGUGAUGCGACAUCACCAACAUCCAAGGUCAAGGGAUGGAUCAAGAAUCGCUUCUCGCGAGGCAAGUCUCUCGGAGAGAAGGAUCGCGAAAGCCAAGGCGACAAGAGAGGAAGCUUCGUCGGUGGUGCCGCUCUGAGAGAACCUGACACCAAUCACAGUGCCACAAGUCUCGACAACCGGGCAACAAGCAUGCGAGACGUUGCACUUGCCGGCCGUGGCACAAAUGGUGAAUUGAGCGACCGUGAUAUGUUACACGAUUCACGUGGUGUGAGUCCUGUAAGUAGUGACUCGGACGAUGACGAACAAGUUCCUGCCAUUACUCCUCCCCCAGCGAUUAAGGACCCUGUCGCACGGCAAAGUCAUAGUCCCUCAAGAGACUCCAGGUUUAGAGAAAACUUGGACAAUUGA